This is a messenger RNA of Cercopithifilaria johnstoni, 351 nucleotides long. The record is from the annotation of a GenBank genome assembly. NCBI's taxonomy places the organism in Eukaryota, Metazoa, Nematoda, Chromadorea, Rhabditida, Onchocercidae.
AUGAUUCAUAAAUCGUCGCCGGCACAUUCUACCAAACACCAUUGACGCAGCAAGUUACAGUACUCAGAUUUUAUUUGGUAUGAAAAGUAUGGGUUUGGGGCAACGCUGAAGACAGCAUCACUGUUGUCGAACCAAAUGGGGCCGGCUGAUAUGAUUGCAGCAUGUACGGUGGCUACAAGCGCUGUCGCUGUAACGAUUGUGUGUGUGCCGUUUGUCACCAUGACAUUGUGUAAAAUUUGCGUACCGCAUUCCAGUUACGCCACAACAACUAAUGUUGCAACGGCGUUGUCAACGUGUACAACUAAAGUCUCACUUCUUGUCGACUUGGGUGGCGGUGACGAACGGUUGUGA